This is a messenger RNA of Cricetulus griseus (Chinese hamster), 1172 nucleotides long. The record is from RefSeq and is a predicted model, not a curated record. NCBI's taxonomy places the organism in Eukaryota, Metazoa, Chordata, Mammalia, Rodentia, Cricetidae.
UUUCCGUGGAAGCAUAUUAUAAAUUCUGAGAGCUCCAGGCCUCACUAGUGCUCGUCACUGGAAUGUAUCCAAAUAUGUGUUAGGGGAUGCGUUUGGGGCGAGUGGUGGUGGGGAGGUGGGUCCCAGCUUGGGAAGAAAAGAGGGACCCCACCCCCAACCACCUGGGAAGGCCUUAAACUACAACUCCCACAAUAAGUUGGGCCACCGGGCCUCUCUGCCAAGGGGCCCUGGAUGCGGAGCAUCAUGGGAAUUGUAGUCCAAGACUAGCCCAGGAUGGGCGGGGCAUGGAGUCCCGUAGCCAGUGUCUUGAAGCCCGGACCCCAGCCCAGCCUUGUGCCCACAGAUGGAUUCGCUCUGAGCCGAGCCCCUCUGGCUCCGCCCUAUGCUGUGGUCCUCAUUUCCUGCUCCGGUCUGCUGGCCUUCAUCUUCCUCCUUCUUACCUGUCUCUGUUGCAAACGGGGUGAUGUUCGUUUCAAGGAGUUUGAGAAUCCGGAAGGGGAGGACUGCUCUGGGGAGUACACCCCCCCUGCGGAGGAGACCUCCUCCUCACAGUCGCUGCCUGAUGUCUACAUUCUGCCGCUGGCAGAAGUUUCACUGCCAGUGCCUGCCCCGCAGCCUGCACACUCAGACAUCAGCACCCCCCUGGGCCUGAGCCGACAGCACCUCAGCUACCUGCAGGAAAUUGGCAGCGGCUGGUUUGGGAAGCGCCUCCCUUUCACUCCAUUGACCACUCUGCCUCGCCACCCGGGUCUCAGGUGGUGGUGAAGGAGCUCCGGGCUAGUGCCGGGCCCUUGGAGCAGCGCAAGUUCAUCUCAGAGGCUCAGCCCUAUAGGGAGACCUGAAGAGAUACCUCCGGGCCCAGAGGCCACCUGAGGGCAUGUCCCCGGAACUGCCCCCUAGAGACCUUCGGACACUGCAGAGGAUGGGCCUGGAGAUUGCCCGGGGACUGGCACACCUGCACUCCCAUAACUACGUGCACAGCGAUCUGGCGCUGCGCAACUGCCUGCUAACUUCAGACCUGACUGUUCGCAUCGGAGAUUAUGGGCUGGCCCAUAGCAAUUACAAGGAAGACUACUACCUGACACCCGAGCGCCUAUGGGUACCACUGCGCUGGGCAGCACCGGAGCUGCUGGGCGAACUGCAUGGCAGCUUCGUGCUGGUGGAUCAAAGCC